UUUUAGUGCAGCCACGUGCGUGCGACCAGGGUCUACUCUGCCUUUGAGAAACAGCAUGUUGUUGGUAUUGAUUUGCUGACUUAUACUGUGGACCAUUACUUUGUCACUCUCCCUCCUGCCUUCCCCAUCUGUGCUUUUCUCACAUGCUUUCAUUGCAAAAGAAGGCUACUAGGUAAAGCCUUAACACGCUCCCUCUGACAGAACUUUGACCAGCCAAGCAGACCUCUCUGACCUCUGAGAACCUGCCUUUUAUUGGCUGAGAAUUCCAUUGACCCCACCCCCGCCUUGUCCUCCAGAAGCAAGCAGUGUGAAUCUUGUGUCUCUGCCACUGCUGUGUUCCAAGCAGUGGACGAGACAGCUAAGUUGUAAGUAACAAUGAGUCGAGCCUGGGCCUUGUUUAAGGCCCACCCCUACAUCAGCAACGUAGUCGGAUACACAACCCUGUUUGCCUCCGCGGACCUUAUACAGCAAAGCAUGCUUGGAGGGAAACAGAGUGGUGGAUUAAACACAGACAAGGAAUCACUCACCAUCAUGACUCAGAGGGGAGCCAAGCUGAACAUGGAGGGAACCAAGAUUUCCAUGGGUACUAAAAGUGUCACAACAUGGGCUGGUAUUGACUGGUCCCAGACCGCUCGAGUGGCCCUUGUUGGGUUCUGUUUCCAUGCCAACUUCAACUACCAUUGGCUGAAGGGGCUGGAGAGGAUGUUGCCAGGGGGAGGGGCCAAAAGGGUGUCAGGGAAGGUAGUGCUGGAUCAACUGGUUGCUGCCCCCGCUACUAUCAGUGCCUUCUUCAUAGGUCUUAGUGUAUUAGAAAACAAAGAGGACCCAUUGGAAAAUUGGAGGGAGAAAUUCUGGACUUCAUACAAGACUGGAGUGGUGUACUGGUCAACAAUGCAGGCAUUGAAUUUCUCCUUGGUUCCCCCAGUUGCUCGUACAGUGUUUGUGGGUGGCAUCACGCUGGUGUGGACAGUCUUCCUGUGCCAUUUCAGACAGCAGAAAGAUGAUACACAAACCCAACCCCCCUCUCACUGAUAUGGAUGUCAUUGGAUGAGCUGUGUGAUGAGAAAAUUGUGACCACAAUUGAAUAGCUUUUAUGUGCUGUAUGCUUAUAACUUGAUUAAAAUAGUUAUUUUAAA
Messenger RNA from Coregonus clupeaformis (lake whitefish), 1136 nucleotides. RefSeq lists its product as uncharacterized. Gene Ontology annotation, cellular component: membrane; cytoplasm. The record is from RefSeq and is a predicted model, not a curated record. Lineage: Eukaryota; Metazoa; Chordata; Actinopteri; Salmoniformes; Salmonidae.